Molecule: messenger RNA, 10149 nt
Organism: Pocillopora meandrina
Lineage: Eukaryota; Metazoa; Cnidaria; Anthozoa; Scleractinia; Pocilloporidae
Source: the annotation of a GenBank genome assembly
UUUUUAUAUCAUUAGUUAUGGUAGGAGACAUCAAUGCAAUCAUGACGUUCUACGAAAUAAGCUCCUUUUAUUCGCUUCACAAUAUAAAAAUAGAGCACUGUUCGAUUCAUCUAGCACAUUAAUUUACCAGAACGUUCACUUUUAUAGCUUUUAUUGCACGCGAAGAACUGGCACUAGCUAUGUCGCAAGAAAAUAUGGCGGACGUAGAAAUGAAUACAAGCGAUGGUGAAACUUCGCCAGAAAAACAGGAAACAGAUGAGCAGAUGGACGUAACUGAAGAGCCUGAACUAGACAAGUAAGAUCGUAGCUGGAUAGAAGGAGCUUUAAAACAUAAUUUUACCGAUACGCUUUUUGUUUGAUGUGUAUUUCUCUUGCAGUUUUGCGAAGGCUGAUGCUAAAAAGCAAGAAGGAAACAGAGAAUAUAUCCAGAAAAAAUAUGAAGCGGCCGUUAAAUUGUACACAGAAGCAAUAGGUAUAUUACAUAUUGCUAUUGUUUAGUUUCUGUACCAGCAAAUACCAAGGAAACUGUUAUAACUUUGGUUUAUUUGAUACAGAACUCUUGCGAUCUUUGGCCAUGUGAUUCUUUCAGAGAAACUAAAAGUUCUUCUUGCUUGUGGGAGGAAAGUAUCAUUUCACAUAAAAUUCUUACUCGGAUAGAGUUUUGUUUCAAUCCCUGUUUUGUUGAUUGCAAUAGAGUUAACAUACCACGACGUUUAAUUGUUGUUAAUUCGAACCUUUACAAUUUGCCGGCUCUUUGAGCAGGAAGUGGCCGAAACUUUAGUCUGGCUUCUUUUUAAAUAUCUUUGUCAUUUUAUUUCGUUUUAUUAGUAUUUUGUUACAUUCAUCACAGUAGUUCGAAGGCUCUACCUUAAGCUUUUUUACGGAAUUAUCUGUUAAGUGGUGUAUUUCUUUCUCAAAAACAUCUAUAAAAUUGCAACGCGGCCCGUUUAGCAAGGUUGUUUAAGGGUUACAUAAAAAUUGUAUAAGUAAUUUGGUUUAAUCAACUAAGUUGAUGGUGUAAAUUGGCAACUGUUAAGAGUUUCUAAAGCUGAUGUUUUGAGUGUUAGCCCUUUGUCAUUCACUUUGAUGUAGGACUAAUACUUGAAAUGUCUGCCCAAGAAACACUUUACAAUGACCAAUUUAAACCGUCAACUCAGUUGAUAAAACCAAACUACCUUGUUAACUUCUACUUAUGCAGCACCAUGAUUUCUUUGGAAACUUAUACCCUUUAUUUUUGUACAAGUAUCAUGCUAAGUGAUGCAUUGCGAGAUACAUGAUUUUGAAAAUUGAAUAAGAGAGAUGGUAACUUUUGAGCUUGGUAAAAAAGUAGAGAAAGACGCUUUUUGUCUUGUCUUGAGCAUGGGAGUCCUCAUUAGGAAUUAAAACUCGGAUCUUCAGAUUUUGCACUUCGAUGCUCUACCAUUGAGCUACAGAGAUUCUUUGGUGAGCAAGGUCCAUGAUGUACUUAUAGAGCGACCAAAAUGUAAAAAUAGUAGUCGUUGUUGUACUAAAGAUAUUUAGAAGUGACGCUCUAGAUGUACAGCAGAUAAGCAGUUACACUGUAUUCCACUGAGUUUGUUAUUACUAACAAUUAUUCUAGGUUGUUAUAAAAUUCUCAUUUUCAUUUAUUUUAGAGCUAGCUCCCACAGUAGUUACAUAUUAUGGGAAUCGUUCAGCGGCAUACAUGAUGAUCGGGAAUUAUGACAAGGCUUUAGAAGAUGCUCAGACUGCCAUCAAAACUGAUGAGAAUUUUAUGAAGGUUGGUCAAGAUCCUCAAAAUAUCUUUUUGAUAUCCUAAUAAUCAGCUGUUUGUUUUAACAAUUUAUAUCCUGGCAAGUCUUAACACUCCACCCAAAAGUAACUCUUCAACAAAGUUUAAAUAUCAUGCUAUCAACUUGGGAAUUUAACUGUCACUUGGUAGGAUCACAUGACAAUGCCAUGCAGAUAUUUCUCUGACGUAUAUUUUUUAAUAAAAAAUUAGCAAUAACAAUGAACAAUGUUUUGGCCUCUCUAAGGUCAUUAUAAACUUGAAAAUGACCUUGCAGAGGUUGAAACAUUAUUCCUGUUUGUUGUUAAUUUUUAUGAAUGUUGCUUUAGAUUGAGAUACAACAUAAAUAUUUGGGAUUCUGAUUAUUUCAUGGUAUUAGUUUUCUUCUUCCUUACUGAGGGGGAAAGUUUUGGAAAGAUCUUUUCUGGUAGAUGACAGAAAUUGCAAUACUGCAUUUUCAUUUUCAUAACAUACUGUUUAAUUCAGUCAAGUAUUUAGAAGAAUUACAGCAUUUCCAUUUUAAAUAAUCAAAGAGAAAUCUGUGUAUUGUUUCUGGUUUUUGGCAUAUGCACAAUGACUAGACAAAAUGGGUGCAAAAUCUAAUGGGAAACUUAACCCUUAACUCCCAAGAUCUGAUUAUUAAUUCUCCCCUGUAGCUGCUACACAUUUCCUUGUAAAUUAGUUAUGAGAACUUGGUGCUAGAUCAAGAUAGCAGGUUCUACCCGAUAAGUUUGAAUAUUCUCAUUACCUGUUUGCUGAAGAAUGUAUGGAUGUUGCAGGGAGAAGCUUUAUGUUAAUCACUUCUGGGAGGUAAAGGGUUAAAUUGUAGAAUUUGAUUUAUGAGUGAAAGAACAUGUACUUGUUAAGUUUACAAUUCAGUUUACUUACAAGCUAGAUAUAAAGCUGGUCUGAACUUUUUAAUUCUCGGCUAAAGGCUGGUUAAAAGGAAUAUUGAUAGGGGAAAUUUUGUAGUGGAUGUCAAAAAUGUUUCCCUAUUUGAAACAACAAAUUUUUGUAUUCAUAUACUAUAGAAAAUAUUAAUAGUAGUCAGUUAAGAGAAUUACCAUAAGUUUCAGAUUUUGUGAGGAACUUUGUAAAUUUUCUUGUUUCAAAGGGUUAUUUCAGGACUGCUAAAUGUCACCUUGUCAUGGGAUCCAUUGGGAAUGCAAUAAACUAUUUGCAGAAGGUUCUUGAGAAGGAUCCUAAAAACAAAGAUGCUCAAGAUGAUGUAAGUUAAUUUUUGGUAGAAUGAACUGUAAGGUGUUAUGAUUAUGAACCCUGUGGAAUUUGACAGAAAAGACUAUACCAUAGGCUUAAGGUGUACAAAUGAUAGUCUCCAUUCCAUUUGUUACUAAAAUAUGCCUGGUUAUUUGUUCACGGACAUAAUCUGCUCCAAGAAGCGGACAGUUUUCCCAAGAGCAAAGCUUGUGGCAAUCUGUGAGCUUAGUGGUUAGGUAUCAGAUGUCCAAGAUUUUGGUACUCCUACCCAGUACAUCAAAUUAACUUGUAAGAUAUCACAAGGAAGAUUUUAAGCCUUAAUUUAACCCUUUAAUUCCCAACAUCUCAUUAGCAAUUCUCCUUUCUUUCUGCCAAAUGAUUCUCAUUAUGUUAGUUUUGGAGAAUUGGUAUCAGAUCAAUUAGUAAGUAAGUAUAUAGUAAGGAGAAAUUCUGUCCUGGUCUCUCACAGGAGUUAAAGGCUUAACCCUAUAAAUCCCAUGAGUGACAAAAAUAAAAUUUCUCCUUACAAUAUCAAUACAAUAUUAACCAGAUAAGUGAUGAGAAAGAAAAAUAUUAAUUAGGGGAUUAUUAGUUGAUCCAAUAUCAAAUUCUCCAAACUAAAAUCAUGAGAAUUGUAUGGCAGACAGUAAGGAGAUUUGCUAAUGAGAUCUUGGGAGUGAAGGGGUUAAGGAAAGCACAGUCAGUGAGACAUAUUCUUGAGUUUUAUUUUUCCACUGAAAUUUUUAUUUAAUAUCCAGCUGCGCACGGCAACAAGGGCUCAAGAUUAUGAGGCAUCUGCAUUUAAAGCUCAUGAUGAGGAGGAUUACAGAAAGGUAUGGCCCUGUCAUGUCAGUGUGCAAGCCCUUGUAAUUUUACCAUAUGUUAAUAAUUUCUGGGAAUUAAAGGUUUUCAUACCUUGAAUUCAUCUGUAAGACAUGUUGAUCUCACUCAAGCAUUUAGAGCAUUGAGAUGUUAUUAUCAGUAUAUCAUUCAGGGUUGGUCUCAUAUUGUGAUGUUUUCAUGCACAACAGGUUAUCUAUUACUUGAAUCAUAUCCUUGAAAGUUGUCCUGCUUGUGCACUUUACAAAGUGAUGAGAGCAGAAGCUUAUUGCCUGAUGGGGAAAUACAGUGAUGCAUUAAGAGAUGUGCAGUAAGUACAACUCUAACUGUGCAACUGAUGAUAAAUUUGUAAGUGACAGAUUGUUAUUGACUGUGUACAUGAUCAAGUCUUUAACUUAUUUCCAUUUUUUUUAUAAAUUGAUUCCACGUUUCCUUGGGUCUGUUCAGUACCAGAUCACAGAUGACGUCAAAAUGUGGUCACAACAAAAAAAGUGCGCAUCAGGUGCAGCCAAGUGUGUCAGUGAUGUUUUCACCACAUUUCUGUGUUUUCAUUAUCUUUUACCAAAGAAGCAAAAAUUGUCUAUGAUAAUGCCAUCUAUGUGUCUGUCCUCCAAUAGAAAAUAACCAGUCAAAAUGCACUUGUCAUUCAGCUUAUUAUAUAAAUUUAAUUCAUCCCCAGGAAUAUCUUAAUAGAUGACUCAUUAAAUUCUGAUGCACUUUAUGUAAAAGGGCUCUGUUUAUACUAUCAGGUAUGGCAUUCUCUUUACUCCUUCCACUCUUAAGAUUUAAAUAUAGAUUCUCUACCCUCUGUGCUAUACAUUUCUUAUAGAUUAAGCACUGAGAAUUGGGUUUUAAAUCAAACAGCUUUCCCUAAGGUGUAUUAACUUUUUCUUUCUUCUCGUCACCAUUCCACAUUGAUAUUGUAAUGAGAAAUUCCUUUUUGGUCACUCUUUUUUACUUUGGAAAUGCAAAGGAACCUCUGAAAUGGAAUUUAGAAAGGGGGGAAGUAAGAAAAGAGAGGAAAUGGUUGUCAGUUGUAUUUAUUUCUUUUGCUUUUGAUUUCAGGACUAUGUCGACAAAGCGUUCCAACAUUUUAGUCAAGUUUUAAGGAGAGAUCCAGACCACAAGAAAGCAAGACUGGCACUUAAGGUUCAAUAAUGUUUAUUUUACCUUGUAUAGAGCAGUUUUCAAUUGACAGUCGAACUAUUCAUUCAGAACAAAGGAAGAGGCAAUGAGAGCUCAAAGUAAAAACAAGCGCUUCACCAAAAGCGCGGGAAAACGCGGGUGACCAAGUCGUGAUUGGUGUUAGUUUUGCUUGUGAUUGGCUCAGAGAGUGGCACGAGUUUUCUGGACCAAUCAAAGAGCGAAGUAAAGCGAAACCCAUGCAAUUCCCGAUUACUUUUGACACUUUCAAAAUUUUCUCUUACGAGGGCUAAUAAGCCUAUCCCACUUGCCCAGCCCCAUUUCUUUUUAAGGAAUAAUCAGUCUGUUUUUCUGUUCUGUAGAAAGCGAAACAUUUACAAUCCAAGAAGGAUGAGGGAAACGAGGCUUUCACCCGUGGGAAAUAUCAACUGGCUUAUGACACGUACACUGAAGCAUUGACAAUUGACCCGCGCAAUAAAUCAACAAAUGCUAAGCUGUGUUACAACAGAGCGCUGGUCUGCUCCAAGGUGAGUCUUCUCUGAAUGAGAGUCCGCAUGCUCGGGUCCAUGCCGGGCUGACCGGUGGUCAAAUCUCAUAGGGCAUGCGUAAAUGGAUCAAUUUUGGCAGGCUGCGCGCCAAUUUCCCACGCAAAAUGAUGUAGGAAAACGUAAUAUACAACCGCUGUCACGUAAUUGUGGGACAAAUUUUAAACUCUCAUAGAAAUCUGUAACAGAAAACAAGGACAUUAAAUUUCAGUUCCUGAUUAUUCAACAGUGAUAUCUUUUAGAAGUUGUUCUUAUGAUAUUUAAUAAAUGGUUCAUCUGUAGUCGCAAUAUAUACUCACUAUCACUUGAAGAUCGCGACGUAUCGACUGCAAUACUGCUAGUCUUAGGCUGGGAAGAUACCACUUGACAAGGAAAAGCAGCCUACAAUACGAGAUGGAGAAAUUACUGCAUUACACGCGUGCAAUGUGCGUGGACAGUGCGUGGUCACUGCGUGGAGAGGGGGUGAUGCGCGUAAACUGCAUGCACAUUCCACGCGAGUAAUACUGCAAUCCUUCCAGCCUGUACUGUGUACACCUCUCUGACGAAGGACUAACGCUCAAAAUGUCAGCUUUGAAACCCUUAACGGUGGCCAAUUACGUUAUCAACUCAGUUGAUAAUUAAUACCAAAUUACCUCUGUAUACAGUUAGUCUCUGUCACGCAUCAUCACCAGUGAUGAUAUGUAAAACAGCGAAGAAUAGCAUCGCUAACUGCAAUUGGUCAAAGUUCCCUGCUAAUAACAAACUAUUUGCUUAUUAUACAGUUAAACCAAACAGAGAAGGCUAUUGAGGACUGCAGUCAAGCUGUAGAACUGGACUCGACUUACCUUAAGGCUUACAUCAAGAGAGCAAGAUGGUUAGUUUCAUUAAAAACUCAACGCCUCCUUAUUUGCCCUUAUUCUCAUAGAGACGAGCGUGGCUGCGCGCUUCUUGGUGCCUCUACGCUUACGCGUAACAACGCCCUCGCGUGGGCUGAUUCAAAUUAUUUGUUGCCAUUUAUUUGUGCACUUGUCACGGGAGAUAAUUUCCCUACAACUUUUUUAUCUCUGUUAUCAAGAAGUGAUCCUGCAAUAGCUCAAACUCGACGAAAAGAAUGCGCCCGGGGUUUCUCUCGGAUCUUUCAAACUCCAAACAUCAGUUACGGCUGUUGAUCUCGAGGGGAGCAACCAUUAUUUGUCGCCUCGGGGUCGAAAGAUUUGUGGGGGGGUCCCAUGGUUUUCAGGGGAGAAGGGAAAGGGGGGGGGGGGGCUAUAGAAUAUAGACUGUCAUUGAGAGGAGAACAUUAGUAUGCUACUAAACAUAUUAAUGUAUCGGGUAAAUUUAUCGUGACGCAACCAAAAUCUACCGACCCCUCCCCCCCCCCGACGAUUAAUGACCAGUCCCUUUUGUUAACUAGAUUUAUCUGUUCCCUGCUCGUUGGUAAUUAAGAUAACUUGAAAUUAUUUUUUCAGCUACAUGGAAACAGAAAAAUUCGAAGAGGCCGUACGAGAUUUCGAGAAAGUGUGUAGAAUGGACAGAUCUCGAGGUGAUAAUCUAAUUGUGGGAAAUAGUAGUAAAUGCUUUUGGAAAGUGCUCAAUACACACGAGUGUAGAGCGAAAUACAGUUCAAAAUGACUAAAAUGAAACACGCAUGAUUCCCUGUUACUCUGAGUUUCGUGCUUACGCACUCGUCAGACAGAUUUAAUGAAAAACUAAACUAAACUUGUUCAAUUGCGUGCGUGCGUUACUUAACACGUUGACCUGUAGGCUGAGUGUGUCUUUUUUCUUUCAGAGUAUCGACUUCUGCUGGAGGAAGCAAAAAUGGCUUUGAAAAAGAGCAAAAGAAAAGAUUACUACAAAAUUUUAGGGAUUGCUAAAGGUGCCACUGAAGACGAAAUAAAGAAAGCUUACAAGAAAGAGGCGCUGAAACAUCACCCAGGUCAGACGUGGGAAACAGGGGUAGAAGCAUCAUUUCUCCAAAUGGAAAGCCAAUUUUACAAACUCAAAAACCAUUUGCUUUGGUCUAGUAGAGCUGCAACAUUUCCUUACUCAAAGUGUCCUGAAAAUGGUUUCCCGCAAACAGACCCUUAUUAUUGUAAGGCAGGACGCGCGUUCCUCCGCGCGCGGGGAAGAUGUGAGACGAGUCGAGGAGAGCUUUACCGGGGUUUGGCACUAAUGAGAAAUGCUAAACCCCUUGCAAACCUUUCGCAGGCUCACGUUGCUCGCGGGCUCACGUUGCUCGCGGGCUCACGUUGCUCGCGGGCUCACGUUGCUCGCGGGCUCACGUUGCUCGAGACCUCGUACUUUGCCGCGCGCGGGCGAACAAACGUUCUUGCCCAAGCGCUAAUACUAAAGGCUUGCUCGCUGGUAAUGAAAAUGCGAAGAAGUUUACAGUGAACAUAACUUUUCUUUACUUGUUCAUUCGUUCGCUCUCUCAUUCAUUCGUUCAUUCAGUUAUGUACUUACGUUUGUAUUCAUCCUAUAUUUCAUUGUUGAUUAAAUGAUUGACUAAGUUAUCUAAUUAUGUAGUAGUUUUAGAAAGCAGCUGACCGUUCUUCUUGCUGUACGUAUUGUUAGUACAGUUUACAUCCUUACCAAUCUAGUUUUUUUCCUCUACAGAUCGUCAUUCUGGGGCAACAGAAGAAGUCAAGAAAAGCGAGGAGCUGUUGUUCAAAGAGGUUUGUUAAACUCGUCCUACCCAUAUUCGAAUGCGUAUUCAUUUUUUCCAUCUUCCCAUCGUAUCUUACUUGGUAUUUUCUGUAUCUGUUGAUAUGACCGUGUGAUUGUCAACUGUUAAACGCUCUUUAAUAGUGUUAGCUCCUGCUGGGCUUUAAAAAAAAGGGUGCGUGAAAAUGAGCAGGGAAUAGCGACUGUUUCCUUUGCAACUGCAGCUUCUGCUUCUCACUCACCCGCCCUUACGUUCGUCUUCUCUGAAUGAGAAAACGCAUGCCCUUCGCUCAAACCUAAGGCAUGCGUAGAUGGAUCAACUUUGGACAGCUGUGCGCCGAAUUCCCGCGCAACAGGACAUAGGAAGACACAAGAAACAAUCGCUGUCACUUAAAUUGCAACACUCUCGUCACACUCUGGUGUUUAUUUUAGGUAAAUGAAGCUUACAGUGUGCUAUCAGACCCCAAGAAAAAGGCAAGAUAUGACUCGGGUCAAGAUCUCGAAGACGGCAUGCUGAUGUCAGGUAGGUUGGCAGCCUGUGAUCUGGGAUCUAGUGCAUUUAAAGUGGUGUCCGUGGACUCAAACAAGACUUCUUUUCACUCCCCAAAUGUUAUUUAUCUAUUUAUUAUUUUUUUUAAUUAGGGAAGGGAAGAUUGGUUUUAUUGUGUGCCAACUUUCCAGACAAUUAUCUGGGAAAAUAAUUUUCAAUUAUGAAUUAUGAUGUUUACGCUUUGUUUCAUGGAACCCCUCCCCCCUUUCCUCCUCCCCCGCGCCACGUCAUUGGUCAUGCUCAAAGUGUUUACAAACCUUUUUUCAAUUGUUUGAACAGAUAUCGACCCCAGAGAUAUAUUUCAAGCAUUUUUCGGAGGGCAUGGAGGAUUCGGUGGGUUUAACUUUGGAGGACCUGGAGGUAUGAUGUUCAGCAUUGUUUUUUAUUUUGUUUUUGUUGUUGUUGUUGUUGUUUUUAAUGUUUUUUAACGGACCAGCUUGGAUGGAUGGUCAAUGGUCACGUUUGUCAAUAACACGAGCUAGAUAAAAGUAAUUACUUGCGUGCUUCGCGCAUUGCGCUUACGUGAAAACGCAAAACAGUAAAAAUGACAAUGCCAAUGAUAACAGUAAUGGUGUUAAUGGUUAUGACGGUAGUGAUGUUAAUGAUACGAAAUAACGUCUGAUUUGUAGAUUAUCCAAUGUGGAAUGUGACUUAAAAUGUCGCGCUUCUUUGUCGCGUGACUGCCCACAUACAUCACCUAUCAAUGUGGCUUAAAAUGUCACGCUUCUUUGUCGCGUGACGACUUACAUGCAUUGCGUGACUCCUUUUCUUGUCUACAUGAUUUUCUCUUUUAAUCUUUCAGGUGGUGGUUUUUCAUCAGGAGGCUUCCCCGGUGGUUUCCAGUUUACAUUUGGUUAACUUCUACUUUUGCCAUCUUCCAUUAUCCACAAAUAUAUCACAAAAAUAUAAUGCUGACAAGACCACUCGUUCGAGGCAUCUUUUUCGCAAUAGUAACAUUAUUUCUUGCACAAGGAGUGUCAGUUCAAACUCCAGUGAGACGCAAUUUUGCGUUCAGGUUGACAAUGGCGGAGAAUUUGUUGGAAGGAGAGAGAGGAUCAAGAUAGGGAAUGACGUAAUUCAAAUCGCGUGUUAAUCAACAGAGAAGCUAAUUCAUUCGUCUGGUUUACUAUCAGGAGGAACUUCCCCGAACUUCCCCUCCCUUCCCCGUAUUUCUCCCUUCUUUGCGCCCCCCCCCCCACCUCCCUACUCCCUAACAUCGUAUAUUGAGUGUUAAUUUAAUCUGAAACGCAUUCUAUAACAUCUUUUGUAGCAGAACAAUUAGACAAACGUAGAAAUGAUCUCCAUGAUCUUUAUAAAUUUAUCUAAGUAAUUUAUAAUUUUUAUUUUGUCAAUUUUAUUUUUAUUUUAUCUCUAAAACUUAACCCUUUUUCACCUAAGAGUUAAAUUUCAAUUCUCCACACUGUUUGCCGUACAUGUCUUGG